Messenger RNA from Chelmon rostratus (copperband butterflyfish), 5778 nucleotides. It is a transcript of the gene mex3a, whose product is annotated as mex-3 RNA binding family member A. The coding region runs from base 1 to 1575 and encodes 524 amino acids. NCBI's taxonomy places the organism in Eukaryota, Metazoa, Chordata, Actinopteri, Chaetodontiformes, Chaetodontidae. The transcript has 2 exons. The record is from RefSeq and is a predicted model, not a curated record. Gene Ontology annotation, molecular function: RNA binding.
AUGCCUAGCCUGCUGGUUCUAGCAGGGAUCAUGGAGAAAAAUGGGGGCUACGGCGGGGAUCUGGCCGGCUCCGGCUUCGGAGGCGAAGGUCUCCUUGUGCCGCCCGAUGAGGAGGAAGACGACUCCCGUGCCCUCAGGGUCGCGCUGGGCCAGCUGUCUCUGCUGGGGCUCGGGGAAGGCGAGGACGGCGGCGGAGCCCCAACAACAGGAGUACAGGACCGGAGCAACAAUAACAACAACCACCACAACCACACGAACAGCGUCGGGGGUGGCGGGGACACGGCGAUCCUGCAAGGGAAAAGCAAGUUGUGCGCCCUGUACGAGAGCUCCUCAAGUGAGACGAAAGGACGAGGCUGCAACAUAACAGAAUGCGUCCCAGUGCCCAGCUCUGAACAUGUGGCCGAAAUAGUGGGGAGACAAGGUUGCAAGAUCAAAGCCCUGCGGGCCAAGACCAACACCUACAUCAAAACCCCCGUUAGAGGAGAGGAGCCUGUGUUCUUAAUCACUGGCCGGAAGGAGGAUGUUGCACUGGCCCGCCGUGAAAUCAUCUCUGCUGCAGAGCACUUCUCCAUGCUCCGGGCAUCCCGCAACAAGCUGGGUGUGUCUUUUAGUGGCUCCCCGCCCACACCUUUGCCAGGUCAGACCACCAUUCAGGUGAGAGUGCCAUACCGUGUCGUGGGGCUGGUAGUGGGGCCUAAAGGAUCCACCAUCAAACGCAUCCAGCAGCAAACCUGCACUUACAUCGUCACUCCCAGUCGAGACCGCGACCCUGUCUUUGAAAUCACAGGGUCACCGAGCAACGCCGAGCGGGCCCGCGAGGAGAUCGAAGCGCACAUCGCCUUCCGAACAGGAGGCCUGCACGACCACAAUAAUGAGAACGACUGUCUGGGGCCGAACGGUGGAAGCAGCCCAGCGGGCAGCAGCGGUGGUCUGGAGAGCCGGCUACAGCAGGUGUGGGGGCUGCAGGGGGGCCAGCGCAAGCCUCUCACCAGCAGCUACCGCCAGAACUUCUCAGAUGCCAUGGUUGGAGGGGGAGGGGGAGGAGGAGGCGAGGGAGGGGGGAUCUACAACAAGGGCAACUUCUCCAGUUCUGGAGAGAAGCCUUGCUCUUAUUUUGGAUCAGAGGGUACCCAGAGCUGGGGUGACCCUGACUACCCCAAACAGGUGGCCUUCUAUGCCCAGCAGCGUUCCAAGAGCUUUGGAGGCCUCCCACUCCCCCUGACCAGACUCUCCCCUGGCUUACCCGAGCCCUGCGGAGGUGGGAGCACCAACAACUCUUCAGUCACCAGCAUUGUGCCCGUAGCCGGCUCACCUCAUGCCCAGGCCCGCCGCGCCCACAGUGAGCCCACCUCAGCCGGCGAGGGUUUCCCAGGCCGUCUGCCAGUGCCGGACUCGCCGCCGGCCACUGUGCGGGACUGCAUGACCUGCUUCGAAAGCAAAGUGACGGCUGCCUUGGUGCCCUGUGGCCAUAACCUCUUCUGCAUGGAGUGUGCCAUCCGAAUCUGUGAGCUCAACCACCCGGAGUGCCCAGUGUGCCACACCCAGGUCACACAGGCCAUCCGAAUAUUCUCUUAAGGAACCACAUCAGUUUUUAUCAUUAGUUUUGUCAGUGUUUGUUCAAUAAUUAUUUACUGUUAUUAUGAUUAUUAUUAUAAUACACAUUUUUGUUUUUCAGAAAAUUUAAAAACAAUCAAGCAGAUAUUUUAGAAGGCACUGCUUGCUUUACUAAAAAGUAUAAGAAAUAUUUUUAAGUUUUUCUUUUAUAUAUAUAUAUGCAUAUAUAUUUUAUAAAAGUUUUGUUUAUAAGAGAAGUAUAGUACCUUGCAUUUUCAGUUUUUUGACUGCUGCUGUUUUUCAUUCAUGAAUCACAGUGUAGGCAGAGGUAGACAGUAAUGUGAACAUUUUAUUAUUCAAAUUUUUUAUUUUACCAUGAAGUGGGUUUAUAUGGAAGGAAGAAGAUGAUUGUUGAGGUACCCAAUCUGCACCUGACUGACCUAGAAAGUCGAUGUUGUUAUUAGAAGGAAAAAAAAAUGUAGAAUUCUCAUUGCACCUUACAAUCAUCUUGGUCUAAAAUAGGAUUUUCAAUCAUACCUUGAAAUUUCAGGAGCUGAUAUGAAGAUGAAUACAGCGUUUUGAGUUUUACUGUGAUUGUGGUUUCGAUAUAAUUGGUCCAAAAUAGAUAUUAAUUUUAGCAAAACGAAAAUGUGAAUAUAUUGGUUCUAGUUGAAGCCGAGUACUCUUUGCAAGAAAACAAAAGACAUCCCCAUAUUUCAUUCUUAUACCUUAAAGUCUUACAAACCAGAUUAAUCCUAAAUGGGGUUAGGACAUUACAUUGUUUAUUUAGAGUAAUUGGUUACAUUUUAUUGCUAUCAUUAUUCACAGAGUUAGAUGAAAGUUGUAUAAAGUAUCAGUAAAAUUUUCUUUCCAGUAGCCAUUGAUUACACUUUGGUCACUGCAGUUUGUUGAAAAGAUUCAGUAAUGCUUGCUCCUCGUGGCACUUGAAAAGCAUGUGGUUCCUCGGUUGGCUUAAAGCACUGAUUUAAUUUGAGGCCAAAAGCCUUGGAAUUCAUCCAGUUGGCUAGUUCUCGAUAUCUGUCUCCCCAAUGGACUUGUUUCAAAGCCACCUUAACCGCGCUUUAUUGUCUUGUGUGGUCAUUUGGCCACAGUCGCUGAACGAUAUAGGGCACAGCAAGAGCUCCAGUCAACAAGCAUUUCUCGGAGGUGUGCACUGUAAAUAAGGAGGAGAAUUAGUACGUGGACAGAAGCCGAGUGAAACUGUAAAACGCUUCCUGAAUCAGCAGCAGACUCCGAUUAAAAUAGUUGACACUGUAAAAUACAGAGUCCCAAAUCAGUAAUCCUUACUCCACGUCCCCAAUUUCUAACAGCAUUAUGUGUGAGCUCCGAGGGGCCAGCUGUCUCCCCUGUAAUUAGCAAAGCUGUACAGGAGCAGGUGUUUCAUGGCACACUGUGGCUGUGACCCCAAGUUGGAGGUCUCGCCUAGCCCCCUUUCUUUCUCUCUUUUCUUUGGCUUUUAUGUCUCCCCCCUGCUUACAGUUCGAACGUUUGCUUUCGUAGGCCUCUCUGAGAGGGGCGUAUUGUCUGGGCCUGGUAGCGGCGUGGGCUGCAGAGUGCUCGGACACGGCCUGGAUCUACUCAUUGAUAAUUAGGCAAAUGGGUCGGUCCAGGUGCGGACCGUGUGGGGACUCUGGAGCUGUAUGAGGGGUAGGACAGGGUCCCGCAGCGAGCCCCUUACUGCCCCACCCCACUGUUACAGGCACAGAGGGGGCUGGAUGGUCUGGAUGCAGCUGGGCGAAUAGGACCCCCUCCUUCCACUCCCUCUUGCCCCUUCCUCCCCCUCCUUCCCUCCUUUUCUGCUGCUCUGAGCUAUCCCUAUUGGGGAGAGGGGGCCUCUUUUGUCCCAAAACACACACACACACACACAAAAUUUGAAAGACACUAGCUGAAUUUGGCAGCGCCUGCCAAACGAGGGGAGGCUCAGGAGCAAAAUAAAUUAUCUACAGUUAUCGGGAGAUACACCAGUUACCUGUUUUCACUGUCGCACAAUUCGAAGUAUACCAGCUGCAAAUAAAUGUGCGAGCUCACCUUUAAAAGAAAGAUUGCGUGACGUUAUCGCACAGGGUGCAGCAUUAACUCCCCCUCCACUCCCCAACUGCACCGCCCUGAAAUUUGUAUGGGGUUCUGUUUGUGUGACAGCGCCAGUGCAGAUCGUGUCAGCUCGCAACUGUAUGGGACAUCCUGCAGCUGCCCCUUCACUAUGGACACCCGGGCUUCAGCCAAUGGCAGCCCCCCCUCCCCUGCUUUGAGCUUCCAGAAUGAAAUCAGACAAUUGUAAUUGACAGGAAAGCAGAGGAAACGCCCCAUUUAACCAGCACUCAUGCUGAAUCAAAUUACACACCCUCUGCGUCUGCCUUAGCCCCAGCCUGGGGAUUUCAGAGGGCUAGAGGAGAGCGGAUGGGGGUAGGGAUUAAAGCUGUUGAAUGAUAGGGGAGGGGACAUUUUGGCUGGAGAAAGAGAGAAGCAUGCCCCCAAAAAAUUCAACCUUGCAGCAGUUUUAUUGAUCAUUGAAGUCUCGCAGCGAGUUUUGAGAUGUCGUCACAUGUGGGCCAGUAGUGUUGACGGGGAACACCAUUGAUUCAGCAGGCCCCUCUUGUGUUGUACUGGAGAACAAUUCAACUCGGCUUCUGUCUCAAAAAAGAAUUAAUUACAAAUUGUGUCUUCUAGGACACAAAGGCCCCUCCUUUUUGAAAAAAAACACACACACAAAGCAGGCCACUCGCAUUACGGGCGGACUGCGGCGAAAGCACUGUACUUGGAAAAAGUACCCUGAAAUCUACACAUGUAGAAAUAAAGAAUAGUUAUGAUGUUAUGGAUGGAGACAUUGCACAUUGGUUUGGCUUAAGCUUUCAACAUCAAAUUCAAGGCAGUAUGACACUGUUCUUUGAACUUAGUAUUUUUGUUGUUUUAGUUUUCUGCCUUAACAUUUUUUAUUAAAAUAUUGCCAUUACUUUGGCGUACAAGGUAGCAACUUUGGCCUUUGAUAGUACCGCCCCCGGAAACGACUUUUAAAGUACUUAUUUUUGGAGAAAAGAAUGUGAAUCAAACUUCUUGGGUGGGGAUUAGAGGGAUUCAGGAAAUUAGGCUCUUAAAACACUUUACUCAAAAUAUAAAGUAGAGCACCUUAUUACAAACAUGCGCAUGUGAUUAAUACCAAACCGACCGCUGAUGGUGAAAUACAUUUCAUAGAAUCUGAAAGACAUGCACAUAAGGAUUCCCUAUCAUUUUUUUGUAUUAUGGUGGUUCUUGUUCUUCUUAAUACUACAGUAGUACUAGUGGUAAUUUGGGAGACCUCUCAUCCAUUUAGUCAAUGCUAAUGACUUGGUUGAGUUUUGCACUGGUUUAAUGAAGAGAGGGCUUAUUGGAGAUUCUCCCCGUUUAGACGCUGUAUAAGUUGAUGAGUAUUGUACUUUAUGGCAAAGCACUCUGAGCAUCUAUGUAAAUACAGUAUGUGUAUCGGUUACGAACAUCCAGACAAAGGCCCGCUUAAAGUGAGGUUUUGAUUAUUUUUACAAACUGAAGGUGUCAUUGUCAAUGUUUUAGCGUAUGGAAUUCAAAAUGAGUUUUAGGGAGAGUAAAUCUUUUAUAUAUGCGCCCCAUCAUCCUUUUGACUAUAAUAGUAUAUUAGAUAGAACCAUACAUUUAAGAAAUAUUAUUUAAACUGAUUAACUUAGUAUUUCAUCCAAAUAUAUAGAUAAGAAAUUAACCAGACACUACUAUAAACUGUAAUAAUGAAUAUCCUUUAUGAAGCCGCUGAUGUAUAAAUCCAGUCUCAAAUAAAAACUCAAUGAACAGUAUGUGUAAUAACCUAACCCCUAAUGAAUAAAUCAGUUUCUAUGUAUAUUAGGAUGAAAAGCAAUAAUAGGACUAUACUGGGACAAUAAACACAGGAGCCUGCUUAGUCAGUUCUUUAAAUAAUAUUCUAUUCAGAAAUUGACCUUCAUAUUAAGAUAAUACCAUUUCUCCAUUUCUGUCUCAUGUUUGCUUAAAAUUCAUUAUGGAUUCAUGCCAGUGUAGAAACAGAGAUGUAAUUAAUUAGUAACAGUUUCAGGAUAAGUAAUUGUUGUGUUCAUCAGGGUUUUAGUCAUUUUGAUUGCCUUCUUUAAAAAAAAAAACACUGAAUAUCAAUCAGAUCACAAUGUGGGUCAAGACAAACUUAAGGAUUCCCUCUCCUGAGUAGCACCGAAAUGAUGAAAGUGUGAU